UGUCAGAAGUCAUGGCGGAUGAGGAAUAUCCGCUCCUCGGCUUCGGCCAGGCAGUGAUCGGGCCGCCAGGCUCGGGUAAGACUACGUACGUGCGGGCUAUGCACGCCAUGCUGACAGGACUAGGUCGUCCCUGUGCUAUUAUUAACCUUGACCCGGCUGGGGAAGACGAGCCGGGGUCGUCCGUGAGCCUUCGAGAACUACUGGGGCUUCAGGAGGUGAUGGAGGAGCUGCGGCUCGGGCCAAACGGGGCACUUCUAUACUGUAUGGAGUAUCUGCAAGAAAACUUAGACUGGUUGCGUGGUCGGCUUCAGCAGCUGCGCGGGGCAUAUCUGCUUCUGGACUGCCCGGGACAAGUGGAGCUCUAUACGCAUCACCCGGCCUUGCCCCACAUACUGCGCCAACUUGGGUCCUGGGGUCUGCGGCUUUGUGCUGUACAUCUGGUGGACUCCCAUUAUUGCACAGACCCUGCCAAGUUCAUCUCUGUCCUGUGUACAUCCCUCAGCACUAUGCUUCACGUGGAGCUGCCACACAUCAAUGUCCUGUCAAAGAUGGACCUCAUUGAGCAGUAUGGCCGUUUGGCCUUUAACCUGGACUAUUAUACUGAAGUUAUGGAUCUUUCUUAUCUGGUUGAUCACCUCACAUCUGACCCUUUUUUCCGGCGCCAUAGACGACUGCAUGAGAAGCUGGCUGAAGUUAUUCAAGAUUAUGGACUUGUGACUUUCACACCUCUAAGCGUCAAGAAUGAAUCAAGCAUGCAGAAGCUUCUGUCAUCGGUGGAUAAAGCCACUGGCUACUGCUUUGGGGAACAGAAGCAAACUCUCGGGAAUCUGAUGUCUGUAGCUGUUGGAGCAGAUUUCCACUUCACAUCAACAUUGGCUUUUCAGGAGAAGUAUGUGGAAGAGGAAAAACGCACAGUAGCAGAAGAGGCCUUGGACCUUUGAUAUCUCAGUGUGUGUGUGGGGGGGGCUCACCAAACUGAAGAAGUGUUGUCCCUAAUACUUUAAUUCCCUCUGGCAGGGAUGCAGAUAAUAUCUCCACCAUAAUGUGGGUGGGAUGCAGAGUGGUGCUCUGCAGGGCAGGGAUUUUUUGGGGAUAUUGUUUAAUUUAUUUUUGUACUGAAGAUAAAUAUUAAAAUAUUGGACUUUCUUUUCUCCA
This is a messenger RNA of Bombina bombina (fire-bellied toad), 1155 nucleotides long. It is a transcript of the gene GPN2, whose product is annotated as GPN-loop GTPase 2. Bases 12 to 941 code for a protein of 309 amino acids. Gene Ontology annotation, molecular function: GTPase activity. Lineage: Eukaryota; Metazoa; Chordata; Amphibia; Anura; Bombinatoridae. The record is from RefSeq and is a predicted model, not a curated record. Gene Ontology annotation, cellular component: cytoplasm. The transcript has 5 exons.